Messenger RNA from Strongyloides ratti, 1230 nucleotides. Its product is annotated as Acyl-CoA N-acyltransferase domain-containing protein. Gene Ontology annotation, molecular function: glycine N-acyltransferase activity. Lineage: Eukaryota; Metazoa; Nematoda; Chromadorea; Rhabditida; Strongyloididae. Gene Ontology annotation, cellular component: mitochondrion. The transcript is spliced from 2 exons. The record is from RefSeq and is a predicted model, not a curated record. The coding region runs from base 1 to 1230 and encodes 409 amino acids.
AUGGAUGAUAAGAUCAUAUCAAUACAACCUGAAAUAGAAAACAUUAAUAAUGAUAAACACAUUUCAAUUAAUGCUAGAACAUCACCAACAGACUUGACAAAUCAUUCAGAAUCUUAUAAAAAUAAUGGUUCUUUAUCUAUUUUUGCUGAUUCAAAAAAAAAUUGUAUAAAAAAUGAUUCUACAACAUCAUUAAAUAAAUAUAUUUCUUCAAAAAUAACUAAUUUAAAAAAAACAACACCAAUAAAAAAUAAAAUAAAUACAACAAAUUCUAAUACUAAUUUAAAUAGUCAUAGAGAUGUAGUAGGAUUAGUUAAUCUACAUAAUAAUUCAAAAAAUCCUCUUUGUACAGAAAAUACAGAUUCAUUAAUAAAUUCUCAAACUUUAGUUUUAGAAUCUUUGUUAAAAUCAAAAACAAAUAAAUGGUCUCCAACGACAAAAUUAUAUGCUUGGAAAGUUUAUGAUACAGAUUUUAUUUGUUAUGCUGUUCUUAAUAUUCAUAAACAUGGUAAGCCAUACAUUUUUAUACAAACAGAUUAUGAAAAUGAAAAUAAUGAAAAAGGUGAAUUAGUUGUUAAUUUGUUAUUUAAUGAUAUCAAAAAAUUAGUCGAUGAAUGUGAAGAUAUUGGUAUUGUUUGUUCAAAUAUGUUUAUGAAAUUUUUAAGAAAAGUUUUUAUCACUCAAUCAUCUUUUAAAAAUAUUUACUUAGAUGAACCAGUUGCUUUUUUUUAUAUAAAUGAUGAGAACUAUAAAAAAUAUAUAAAAAAUGGUCCUUCAAUUGAAGAAGGAUUUGAAAUUAUUCAAUUACCUCCAUCAUAUGCUCAAACUAUGAUGGAUCAACUUUUAUUUUUUGGUAAAGGUGAUCUUGAAUUAGCUACAAAUAGACUAGAACAAUAUCCAAGUGUUGGAAUUAUUGAAAAAUCAACUAAUAAAAUUGCAAGUUUCUACUAUAAUGAUGGCUAUGGCUUUCUAGCUCAUCAAUUUACUUUUAAAGAUUACAGAAAACGUGGUUUUGGAACAGCUUGUGAAAUAGAAUUAUCAAGAUUAAAUAAAGAAAUGAUGGGUGUAAUACCAAUGAAGGCUGUAUCAUUAAGUAGAAAAUAUGUCUUACAAUUGACAGAAAAAUUAAAAUAUUGGAGUAGAAUUUCUAAUAAAGAUUUUUCUCAACCUGAUGUUUAUUGGACAUUUUUUUCAAAAAAUGAAAAACACAAAACAGAAAUAUUUGAUAAUUAA